Theobroma cacao (cacao) is the source of this 1693-nucleotide messenger RNA. Its product is annotated as Exostosin family protein. The record is from RefSeq and is a predicted model, not a curated record. Lineage: Eukaryota; Viridiplantae; Streptophyta; Magnoliopsida; Malvales; Malvaceae. Gene Ontology annotation, molecular function: glycosyltransferase activity.
ACCGUCGUUUUCCCUCGCUUUCUCCUUUCACAAUUUUCUCGAGAAAAAGGAAUCACACUGGCCAAAUGCACUGUUUUUCCUCAUUCAAAUUAAAGUAAGAGCUUAAUUUCCCUAGAUGGAGAGUUGCUAUCGAUAUUCAGUGGCCGUUUUCUCUUGGCUAUGUGUUUUCUCGAUCCUCGUGGUUUUCUUUAUCUCUGCUCAAUUCAACUCCUUCGUGAGCUUCUCUGCUUCGAAGCUUGAAUCACCAGAACCGAAACUUGAGUUGCAGAAAAUCGUUUCUACUCCUGGUCAAAUCAGAGCCGUUAGUUUCAGCGAAUCAACUGAUCAUCAGCACAUCAACCGACCUAGAAACACCACCGUCAUAUUCCAGAGAAAAAGGAAGAAACCGAGUAGAGAACAAGUGUUAGAGCAAGGACUAGCUAGAGCUCGAGCUUCGAUUCGCUCUGCGGCUACAGCUCGAAACGUCACGGUAACUUUCGAGAACGACGAUGACGUUCCCGUCGGCGAUGUCUAUCGUAACCCAAGCGCGUUUUAUGAUAGCUAUGUGGAGAUGGAGAGGAGAUUCAAAGUCUACGUGUACACAGAAGGGGAACUGCCGAUAGUCCACGAUGGGCCAUGCAAGGAAAUAUACACGAUAGAAGGAAGAUUCAUACACGAGAUGGAGCACGGGGCUAAGAGGUUCCGGACAAACGAUCCUGGACAUGCUCACGUUUACUUCAUGCCCUUCAGCGUGACCUGGAUGGUCAAGUAUAUUUACAAGCCGCUGAGUUACAACGUUAGUCCUCUUAAGCAAUUUGUUUCUGAUUACGUCAAAGUGGUAUCCACCAAGUACCCAUUUUGGAAUCGAACUCAUGGCGCUGAUCACUUCAUGCUUGCCUGUCAUGAUUGGGGCCCUCAUGCUUCACAAGGCAACUCACACCUCUACACAAAUUCCAUUCGGGUCUUGUGCAAUGCCAACACGUCCGAAGGCUUCAACCCACAAAAGGACGUAAGCCUUCCCGAAAUCCACCUAAACGGUGGCUUCUUAUCCCCCAAACUCCUCCACCCACCUCUCCCCAACGCUUCUCGACCCCAUCUCUCUUUCUUCGCAGGCGGACUUCACGGCCCAAUCCGCCCAUUCCUCCUCCAACAUUGGAAAGGCCGCGACGAUGAGAUGCAGGUUUUCGAAUACCUCCCGAAAGACAAAGACUAUUACUCAUACAUGCUCCAAUCCAAGUUUUGCUUAUGUCCAAGCGGGUAUGAAGUUGCCAGCCCGAGGAUCGUCGAGGCUAUAUACUCCGAAUGCGUACCGGUGAUCCUGUCGGAGCACUAUGUUUUGCCGUUCAGCGAUGUGUUGCGGUGGGAGGCUUUCUCGGUACAGGUGGAGACGACGGUGAUUCCCAGAUUGAAGGAGAUUUUGUUGGGAAUUCCAGAAGAGAAAUAUCGGAAACUUCAGGAAGGUGUGAGGGCUGUGCGGAGACAUUUCAUGUUGAACCAACCUUCCAAGAGAUUUGAUAUGUUCCACAUGAUACUGCAUUCUAUAUGGCUUAGGAGAAUUAAUGCAAGACUAGGAUAGAUCUCAUGGUUAUUUUCAUAAUAUUAUAUACGUUAAAAUCCAACAAAAAAAAAGAAAAACAUGUUCAUAUGGUUUGUUAUAGGAAGAAAAUAUACGAGAUUAAUUAUGUUUUGUCUUUUUUUGGGUCCUCUAACCUCG